UGCAAAUGUUUCCCUUCUUUUUAAUUGUGCCUACCUGUUUUCUAUGAAUUCAUUUGUAAUUCCUCGGUACUUUAAUGACACUCUCUUUGUUGAUGGAAAAGACCCACCAAUCAUUUUCAGCUUCCUGAGCAGGCGAGGCUGGGCACGACCAGGCUGAGCAAAAUGCCGCCUCUUCGGCGUUCAAGCUCAAACUUUUCAAUCAAGUCCAAAUUUUCUUCUCAUGGGCAAAGCGACAACUGGCAUCGGCAGGUAUCUUUUGAAGCUGGAGAUCAGCAUCCCGUCGGGUUGGGAUAUGUGCCCAAUGCCUCGUUCCCCUGGGCAGCCCUCCGUCGGAUCACCGAUAGUUACUUGAUCAAAAAGAGGGGGAAGAAUACGGUAGAGGAUCGUGACGCCUGUUUAGCGUUGCUCAUAAAGAAUCAUACAGCGAAGGACAUCGCAAUCGCGGCCUGUGGACAUGCAAUGUCACCAAAGUCCGUGCGAGACCUACUUGCCGGUGACCUCAACAUCAAACUAGGAGAUUCCUAUGGGCUUCCAUCCUACCUCCAAGCCAUCAUUGCUGCUAAUCAUGUCAAUGAGGGAGCGGUCAGUGCCCUCGAGGCGCGGAGGACGAUAGAGUUGAUGGCUUCAAAUUCUACUGUCCGGGACCUCCAGGCGUUGCUCCAGAUUUUGAUCAAUGGAGUUCCUGCCAACUUUCUCAUUCAUCCACAUAUCCAAACCUUGGUCGGAUUGGCAUGCGUCAAGUUUUCAACGCAACUCGAGGAGCUGCGAGGGCAACACCAGUGGCGGCGGGCUCAAAUAGCCACUGAAUGGCUUGGAAAUUUUGUUCAGAGGUCUGUUGAGUCGUUGCCGGAGAACCUGGAUGCCACUAAGCUUCUAUACGAAAACUUCCCGCACUGGCGUGCGUGGGCAAACUGGAGUCCUGAUUUGACACGAGUUGGCCGGUGGGAGCUUUUUUCCCCAGGUCAACGUCAGACCCUCUCGAAUGCACUUGUCUUGGAAGGGCCUGAUUUCGUCUACGACAGACAUGGAACUCUUCGGGAAGCAGUGGAAGCCAAAGGAUUCAUCCCAUCGCUUACUAGUCACUCAGUGGGUAGCCUAGUUUUUGAAGUGGGAAGGGGGAUGGCUCACGAUGUCCCGAAUAUGGUACAUCGUCUCUUGAACUUGGUCGAUGCUGCCGUCGUGAUGAGUGACAACGAUGACACGGCCAUACUCGCGUACUUUUGUAUCAGUCAAAGCGUUACAAACAAAAGACUGGAUUGUUUAGAAUGCCUGAGCCACUUGGGGGAUCCCUCGAUCAGUGCCCUAGUCUCCCAAGCAUAUCGGGCUCGAAAGGAAACCUGGGGUACCCAGAUGGCUGCAGUUAUGAGACUGCUCCCCAUUUUAGGGGUCGAACGUUGCAACUCCUUACGCAUUGCAAUUGGCCAUGACAUCGCAAGUUUCGUGAGAGGGACUCUUGAAGAAUUACAGAAGCGGCUACUAUCCCAGUUACGAUCUGGUCAGCCUUCGAGCGAUACAGAGACGCGGCUUCAAGCUUGUGGCGAUGGAUUGCGCAACACGCCAUGGCUAUGGCCUUCCCUCGACGAUGCAUUGGUUGAUUUGUUCAAAGACUGGCCAUCACCAGAAGACGUCGUGUGCCUUCAGUCUAUCCGAGACUUCGCGAAGACCUCCUCCGCUGGAAAUAUGUUGGAUGUAGUCAAGAAGGUCGAUGAUUACUUGGUCAACUGUCUCGUCAAGCGUGGUACGAUUAAUACAAGUACCAGAAUCCUGGUCAGGGCGUUGAUCAAACUCUGGAUACAAGCCCUCGACUCGGAUCGUCGCUUGCUGGCCCUCUCGGUGGUGCAAGGUCGAGUGAUCACCACGAACUUCCGCUGUCGCUGUUUGGAUCAGCUACCACUACUGCCGGAUGGAUUUGUUCACAGUCUUCGGAACAUAAUUCAAAAUCACGAUGAAGCUCCGGAACCAGCUUGCGUUGAUCUGACCACUCUCCUCACAACAACAGAACUAUCAGUGGUGACUUGCUGGCGCCCAGUCUUAAAUCGUAUGCUCAAGAAUCGAGGAGAGAAGCUCAUUGAUUACGCUUUGUCCAAUCUUAAAGCCAAAGAAUGGCUGCAAUUUCUCUUGGACCUGCGUCAGAUAUUUGGGGAAGAAGUGAACUCGGAUGCUACCACUUCUGCUCCGAUCUUGAAACCUCAGUUGCAUCGAUGGGCAAACAAUCUUGAUGGGUAUCUACCUGUCAUUUCUCAGCUAGAAGAAGAUGCCCGAUGCGGGCCCACUGUGCAGUGUAUUUUGGCUGGUGGUGAUGGGCUGCAUGGCCUCCUUGAGGACACAUUAGAGCGAGUUCUACUCCUCAUGCUGAAUGUGGAAGCUCAUUCGAAGCCCGUGAUGAUGGCAAUCAUCUCUCUCCUCAAACGCGAUGGAAGUAACGCUUUGGACAUAGCCGAUGCCUUGUCUUCUCUAGGCUCCGCCACUGAGGAAGGUCUAGAUGCAUGCUUGCAUGUCAUAGACUUUGUUCAAAAUAAGACCCGGGAGGUGGCUGAGGUCGUACUCACUGGGUGGUUGCAAGCACCCUCUUUAACAGUACUCGAUCAGAAAGCCCUUGAAUCCGUAGCCGAGGUACUGGGCAUACGCCCUAGCAGUAAGCAAGACUGGUCUGAAGCUGGCUUAGAGGUUGUGACAAACUAUCUCGAUGCGGAGUACGCAGAUCUUUUUGCGGAAGCCCAACGGCUAGAGGAGAUGCGUUUCCUAUUGAAGUCGCUUGACCCCCAAGGGACUUCUCAACUGCUUGCAAGUGUUGGCAUUGAAGAUAGCUCGGCUGUCGACGAUGCUCUUGCAAGUCUACCACCAGCACUUAUCAGUGUCGUCGAGAAAGUGGACGAUUUGAGAGUCGAAAUGCUCUUUCCAUUGACGCAUUUGACCCAGCCCCAACGGCUUCGUUUUGGUCUAGGCAUGGCUCAGAGUCUGUACCUUCAUUUUGUCGUCGCUGACGAUCCUGCAUUCUGCCUUCACUUGGACAGUGAGAUGAAGGGAAAACGGAGAGCUGGCCAUGCCACUUCCAUUCACGACCCUUGGCAGGUGAUUCCAGGUGGAGAAGGACCUGACCUUCCAAUUUGUCAAGGACACACUUCACCCGCGAAAUAUCAUCUUUCCCGAGCUAUCUCACGGCAUCUCACUGACGGCUUCAAAUCUCUCGAAGCAGUUCACGUUCUAGUGACAGCAGUUCUCCAGGACCUGGAUAAAGGCUGCAUCACCUGUGGACGGGAUCACGGUGUCAAAGUUAAGGGUCCCACGACGUGCUCUAACGCGGUGUGCAGAAAUGCCUUCCUCUCAGCAUCUCUCGAAAUUCAUCUAUGCCAGAUUAGGCAAGACCCUGCUGCCGUCGAUUGCCUCCUCUCUAUGGUGUACUCUGCUGCCUCAACUGGGAAUAUGCAACUGCUCCCAAACUGCCCAUUUAACAACACAGCCACAGUUCUUCAAAUCCUCAAUCUCCUCCCGUCGAUGUCUUCUCUCCAGAAUUCAGAUGGUAUGGCAGAAGUAAUACGAGGCUACAACCCGCAAGUAGAACAGCUGCUCAUCUGGGUCUGCACCGCCUGCCGCGGAUUCCUCUCCUCCGCCCAAGGAAAUCUUCGAAUUCCUUCCUUUCCAGCAGGUUCUCACCAAUUCUUGCUCUCGAAUCACAGCCCGGAACACGAAGCUGCAUUCUCUAGGCACAUUUCAGGCUGGAUUGGCUCCGCCCAAACCCGGGUUCUCUUCCACGGAACAUCACUAGAUCGCCUCUUUGCAAUCACCUGUCAGGGGCUCCAGGUCAUGUCCCACACACCACUGCAAGCCAAUGGCGCGGCGUCGGGAGCAGGAGUCUACUGCGCGACCGAGCCUUCGACGUCUUGGUCUUACUGCGGUGCGCAAGGAGUAGGCAACUGGCCUCAGAGCCAGUUCAGCAAUUUCCGAGUGCUUUUGGGACUUGAGAACGCGGGUCCCGGCGUGGGUGGCGGCGGAGUUCAUGUUGUGAGAGAUGCGACGACUUUGGCCGUCAGGUAUCUAUUUAUGAUGCCUGCUAGCAUCGGCGCGGUUCCCGUGGCGGCGCAUAUCACACCGGCAAUGUCGAGUGUUUAUGCGAGUUUGAGGUCGGGGGCUUUGUAGAUGGUUGGUGCCAUGAGAUAUAAAGGAUGAGGUGAUUAUGAUUUUUGAAGCGAAGCGAUGGAGUUAGGGGAGUUUGAUGGGAAUGAUGCGAGUGCAGAAUGCUUUCCCCCCAGGAUUUCAUGUUUACAUAUAUACCCCUAUUCACGAAUGAUGAAAACGAACCUUACAUCCGAAGCUCGAAUCUGCUCUGGGACUUGGCGCUGAAAGAAAGUACCGACGGUCGACCUCGUUUCGAGAAGAGAAUGAAACUUGUCUAAUCUCU
Molecule: messenger RNA, 4399 nt
Organism: Hyaloscypha bicolor E
Lineage: Eukaryota; Fungi; Ascomycota; Leotiomycetes; Helotiales; Hyaloscyphaceae
Exons: 4
Coding region: 163-4137 (1324 amino acids)
Molecular function (GO): NAD+ poly-ADP-ribosyltransferase activity
Source: RefSeq, a predicted model, not a curated record